AUGAAGAUCGAGCAGCUGGAGCAGGAGAACCAGGGCCUGAAGGAAGGGGGUGGAGCCUCAGCAGCCAGCCCACCACCUAACCCCGCCUCCAGCCCCGUAGAUGAGCUGCUCCGCCUCCAGGCUGAAAACUCCACCCUGCAGAAGAAGAUGAAAGCCCUCCAGGAGCGUCAUGACAAAGAGCUGCAGAGGCUGGCGGUUGCUCAGGGCAACCAGGGCGUUGCCACGGAGACUGACGGGUCAGCUGGCCCCAAUGGAGUCUCUGAUGUCACAGGGGGAGGGGAGGAGCCGAUGGGGGGACCCAAUGAGAGACUGGAACAGACGGACUCCCAGCCAACAGACAAACAGCUCCACGGCCUGUCAGAGACGAGCGUAGAGGAGAUUGUAGCUAAGCAGGCAGCGCUAGGCUGGUCGGCUGCUCUCUGUCCAAUAACUCACUGCUUUGGACCAGAGCUGGAGAUGAAACUGAGCACCGAGCAGGAGGAGAAGAGGCUGCUGAGGGAGCAGAUCCAGCACCUGGAGGCAUCCAAACAGGCUGAAAUCACCAAACUGCAGGAGGAGAUUACCAAGCUGACUGACAAGUUAAAGAAGAAGCAGGAGAGUUUCCAGCGUCUGCAGACGGAGAAGGAGGUUCUCUACAACGACAGCAGGACAAAGAUCGAUGAAAUCAACCAGAGGAAAGAAGAAGAGCUGAAGGCCUCGAACAUCAGGAUCCAGAAGCUGCAGACGGACCUCAUGGCAGCCAAUCAGACGACAGCAGAACUGAGAGAACAACUGCAGAGCAAAGAGAAGGAACAUGAGGUGGCUCUGCACACCCUGAAAGACCAGGUAGCCAAUCAGAGCGCAGUGAGUCAGGAGCAGGUGGACAACAUCCUGCAGGAGAACGAUGCUCUGAGGACAAACCUAGCUGCUCUAGAACAGGAGAACGGUACUCUUGGGGAUGAUCUGUGUGCACUUGAGCAGGAGAACCAUGCUCUGAGGACCGAAGCGUAUGCAUUAGAACAGGAGUACAAUGCUCUGAGGACUCACCUGUGCGCUCUUGAACAGAUCCAGACGGUGAAAACUCAGGAGAUGAAUCUGUUGAGGGAACAGCAGGAAGCUCUGACGGCCGAACUGCAGCAGAGACGAACCGAACAGGAGAACCUGUUGGCUCAGAGGGACGACCUGGACUCUCAGCUGCAGGAGUCGAGUUUCGCCAACAGGAAGUUGUUGGAGCAGCUGACGGAAGAAGGUCAGGAGAAGGAGAAGCUGCUGAGGGAGCUGGACGAGGCCAAGAAGACGGCGGAGAAGAGGAAGUCGAUGCUGGACGACAUGGCCAUCCAGCUGAACCAGGAGAAGUCCGACCACAAGGAGGCGCUGUCAGACCUCAAACUGCAGCACGAGAAGGAGGUCCUGGGGGUCAGGGCUCGCUAUGAGAAGGAGCUUCGAGGUCUCCAUGAGGACAAGAAUCGAUCUGAGGAGGAAAUCAGACAACAGCUCCGAGACGAGAAGGCCCGGUCCAAGGAGCUGGAGUCUUUGCAGCCUCGGCUGGAGGAGCUUCAGGCUCAGGUUCAGUCCAUGGAGGGAACCAAAGGCUGGUUUGAGAGACGACUGAAGGAGGCAGAGGAGAACAUCGAACAGAACUCUCUGCAGCAUCAGGAGGAGGUGGAACGUCUGCAGAAGGAGCACGGUGUCCAGCUGCAGGAGAAGCAGGAGGAGAUGGAGGGACUGAAGCAGCAGCUGGUGGAGGUGGAGAAGCAGAAGGACGAACACGUGGACGCCAUCGGGAAACUCAAACAGGAGAUCAAAGACACCGUGGACGGACAGAGGAUCCUGGAGAAGAAGGGGAGUGCAGCGCUGAAGGACUUGAAGCGGCAGCUGCAGCUGGAGAGGAAGCGAGCCGAUAAACUGCAGGAGAGACUCCAGGAGAUUCUGACCAACAGCAAGACCAGGACAGGUCUGGAGGAGCUGGUUCUGUCAGAGAUCAACAGUCCCAGUCGGACCCAGCAGACCGGAGACUCGUCGUCUGUCUCAUCCUUCUCCUACAGAGACAUGAUGAAGGAGACUCAGCCGACCAAUCAGAACAAGUCUGGAGGAGGAAGUCCUCAGUCCCAGCGUCCGGCCGAGCUGUCCGAUGACGAGGUUGGAGAGCUGUUCCAGCGCCUGGCGGAGGUCCAGCAGGAGAAGUGGAUGCUGGAGGAGAAGGUGAAACAUCUGGAGGUGAGCUGCUCGUCAAUGGCUGAAGACAUCUGCAGGAAGAGCGCCAUCAUAGAGACCUAUGUGAUGGACAGCCGCAUCGAUGUUUCCGGCUCGGCGGUCGGAGGUCACGGAGGUUCUCAGGGAGAUCGUGGAGGUCUGAGUUCCGUUCUCAGAGAUCUGGUGAAACCAGGAGACGAGAACCUGAGAGAGAUGAACAAGAAGCUGCAGAACAUGUUGGAGGAACAGCUGACCAAGAACAUGCACCUGCAGAAGGAUCUGGAGGUUUUGUCCCAGGAAUUAGUCCGUCUCAGUAAAGAGAACAACCCUGGAGCUGCCGCUGGGUCGGGAUGAGACUAUCACAUGGAUCCUCUCUGUCCAUUCCCCUCCGCACCUGGAUGUUUGGGCUGGGCUCAGACUAACACCUGGAUAUGAACUUUUCUUCUCCCCCUCCACUUCCUGUUCACAACCUAAGACCUGCUGUGGGCUCUGAGUACUUCUUGGAGCUGCUAUGAUUUCAACACCUUGGAUGUGACUAAAUGCUGGAGUGCAGAAGAAGAAUAACGUAAAGACGAGGAGAAGUCACUGUUGAAUGUACUAUUAUUAGACCACCACCGCUCUACUCUGUUGGGUCCUGGCUACAACCUGGAAAGACUUGUUAUUUCUAUUGUAACUGACUGCAAAUCUUCACUGUGUCUGUCUGCUGGGCCUGGCUAUGUCCUGGAGCAUCUGAACUGACGUGAUUGUGCAGUAACUCUGUUGUGAUCUGGCUACUUCCUGGGCUUCCAUCCGCUAAACAGACAGCGCCGCUUUACUGAAUGUGUGGGAUCUGUCUAUGACCUGGACUGUUGCUCUCAGCUGCACGUCAUGGCUUUCAUCAGCUGGUUGUCAUGGAGACCGUUGUUGAAGACCAGGAGGUGUGGCUGAAACACAGUUAUUGAUUAUCCUCUGAGCUGAUCGAUCAUCUAUAAAUGAUCAGAUCAAUGAAAUCUGCAGACUAAAAACUGUCAAUCACGUUGUAGCCGGAUGUGACUACGUUCUGGAUCAGGUAGUCCAAAUCAACGUAAACAAAAAUCUGAAACCAGCUGUUUUAGGCUGCAGCUGCUAAACUAAUCAAUACAAAUAGUAAUUAUGGAUCAGUGGUGAUUAUCGGUAAAUAUUCAGCUCCAAUACCAGACGUUAGCCUGAUCCCGCCACUCAGAGUUCAUUCAUGAAUAAUUUAAAACUUCUCCAAACGUCUGAUUUUUUAACCUGCAGAUUGGUUGAUAACGUAUUGAUCUGCUUUUAACUAGAGAACCUGAACUUGUUUGCAUUGUAGCUUCAUAAAUAACAGAAAUAUAUAGUCGCCUUUAAAGAAUCUUCAGAUUAAAAACAAACCAGUUCAUGUGUAGGUCGGUUGUGGCUACAUCCUGGAAAGUCAUUUACUAACUGAUUGUAUCUUUGGAUUGAUUUAACUGUUUUCUGUGUCUGUGUCGGGCCGUGACUACUUCCUGGAGCUCGCUUCAGUCUUCAGUGUCUUUUGAUUUUAUUAAAAAAAAAAACUUUUCAUGCAGUUCGACUCCAGUUUCAUCGAAACACAGCAGGGACGCCAAAUGGUGUGGGCCGGUCUAUUUACUGGAGCAUUUUGAGGGCUUUAUUGGAAAGAAACAAAAAAAAGCAAAACUUCUGACACUGAAAUCUGAAGUUUAUGUUUGAGUCACUGGAGAAAUUUGGACGUAACUUUAUUGAAACUCAGUUUUGCUUCGGCACCAUUUGGCGUCCCCGAAUGUUUACACAAACUCAGCGGUUCUGCUUUUUAUUUGUUUGUUUGUAAUGAUGUAACGCUCUCUGGGGCUCCGUCUAUGCCUUGGAUCACACUUCCAUCCUCAGCAGGGACAACAAAUGGAGCAGAAGAUUAAAGUUUCAGCUUCCAUUUGUUGAAUUCUUGUGUCGCGCCGGGUCUAUUUUAUGUUUUGUGUUUAAAUCUGAUGAACUUUAGACACUUUUUCUGUCUGCUUUGCCUUCAUUUCUGGGAUAUUUUGUUUGCUCACUGGAGCCCAUCUACAUCCUGGUGUAGAGCAUAAUCCAGGAUGUAGACGGGCCCCACGUCUACAUCCAAGACGUAGAUGUGGGGCCCGUCUACAUCCUGGAAUACACUCUAUACCAGGCAACCUUGUGCUGGACUUAAAGCUUGUAACGGGCUUUGUGUUUUAUGUUGCCUGUAUAUUGCUGGGUUGUUUAUUUUUUUGUUUGUUGCUCACUGCAGAAAACAUCAAUCUGGUGUUAAAAUCUCAACCUGAGGGAGGAAAAAUGUGACUCGUGCAGCUUUAUAAACUCUUAUUCUACCUUAAAUCAAACCUUAAACACACAAUUCUUAAAAAGUGCAAAAAGAACUGAAAACAUCAACAAAAUAAAGUUGUUGCAUGAGAUCUCGGUCGGUGAGUUUUAAAAUCGGAUGUUAGAACCGGACUGACCGGGCGGGAUUGGUCUGUGUGCUGGGCAGUGGCUGGGUCCCGUCUCCUGCUUGUGUUUUUGUUUUUUUAGGUCUGUAUAUAAACGCUGUGAUACGACUCCUAACUGUAUGAAGAAUCUAUUUAUGACUGAUGAUCAUGACGCUAAUUAUUGUAACUACCAGAAAAUGUGAUAAAAUUCUGUCUGACAACGAA
Messenger RNA from Amphiprion ocellaris (clown anemonefish), 4817 nucleotides. RefSeq names its product GRIP1-associated protein 1-like. Gene Ontology annotation, biological process: neurotransmitter receptor transport, endosome to postsynaptic membrane; regulation of recycling endosome localization within postsynapse; regulation of neurotransmitter receptor transport, endosome to postsynaptic membrane. NCBI's taxonomy places the organism in Eukaryota, Metazoa, Chordata, Actinopteri, Pomacentridae. Gene Ontology annotation, cellular component: glutamatergic synapse; postsynaptic recycling endosome; extrinsic component of postsynaptic early endosome membrane. The record is from RefSeq and is a predicted model, not a curated record.